ACAAGAAAAUUUACAGUUUAUAUUCCUGCAUGAGAUAGUUGAUAAAAAAAAAUACAGGAAGUCAAAAGUUCUUGACAGAAGUAAACAAUUAGUAUCAGAGCAUAGUAUGUGUCAUUGGAGAACCCUUCACCUUGAAAAAAUGCCAAGGGCGUUAACAAUCAGAAAAUUCUUUACUAACUCCGCAUCUACGACGACUUGUACUCGUCUGUAUUGAAAUACAACGUCUACAUGAUAAAAUAUAUACACGUUGAGUAUUAACGGUGUUCAUAUGUGUGGUGGUCAUUUGGAAUUUAAAGUAAGAGCAUGCGCGAGUAUGAAACGGUCAGUGGUAUUGAAUGUCCAGAUUGUAUGUAUGUAUAUAUAUAAAAUAAAAUAUCCAUAUAUAUACAUACAUCACGUACAGAAUGUAGUGAGAGGAGGGUUAGAUGUCUAUGUUCGUUGCGUAGUCUAUAUUGAACCGAUGCUUGGACGAUGUCCACUUGAGAAAAUUUUUUACCCUUGUGUGAAUUUAGUUCUACCGCGAGUCUUGAUGGAAACAAAUUUUUACGUGAUUGUUGGAACUUGAGGAGUUAUAAACUAGGCAGAAAAAAAAUUGAAUUUAAAAAUUACUGAAAAAAAAGGAAAUAUUUGAAAUAAUCUAAAAUGCCGGCUGGAAUCUCAAGUCUUCCUCCGUCCUCCUUUAAUUAUGAUUAUAAAAACUCACCUGCAUUUACUAUUAUACAACGAGAUCACCAUGAAACGUCUCUACCAAUUCUUCAUAUCAAUCAUAUUAACGAAGAAAAUGAUAAUAAUAAUGUAAAAAAUAAUAAAAAUUUAAUACAAGUUAAGAAUGAAAAAAAUACAUUAUUCUCACAUAAACGUAUUAGCAAGUCAAAUGAUCAUCUAGUACUUGCUAGUCUGCAAAACCAUCAGAUAAAUCCAUUGAAGAAGAAACAAUACAGUAAAAGUCACGAACGUUUGGAAGAUGAAAAAAAAUCACGCGGAGAUUCAGCUAAUAAAUUACCUAUCAAUUUAUCAACAGAAAAUUUCAAUCAAGUUUUAACAGCAAAAUUAAAAGAUGUUCAAGAAAAUGAAAAAAAAGAUCCAACAAAAAUGUACAGUAAAAAAAAAUUAUCAUUUCAAAAAAAACCAUUCAUUACAACAGUCAAGAGCGGUGAAUUCUUAAUGCCUCCACCAGAGAUUGCAGCACUUCUUGGGAUGGCACCAAACGGUGAUUGGAUUGGCUACGACCCCGAAGACGUUCACGAGGGUAUUCCGCGUUCUAAAUUCCGGCCGUUAGUUUCUCUUAAUCGACGACCGGAAGUACGUCACAACAGUCACAAUGCCAGGUGCCCUACGGCUCUCAAAGCAACGGUUGACUUUGCUGUUAAUGUUGUAAAUUCUCCAGCCGUCACAGCAUCGACCUUGGCGAAUGAAGAACGCCUUCGACGAACAUUUUGCAACAAACUUACUAAUCAUGAAAUCGAUCACCCACUUCCCUUUGCAAAUAUUAUGUUUGAUAGAAGAGUUGUACGUGGGAGUACUCUUGUUACAGCUACAAAUAUGGCAGAAUAUGAACAAUCACACACAGCUCGACAUAUUGAAAUGAGGAGAAAACAAUUAGCUAAAAAAAAACUUCAAUCCACUAGGUCAAUGAUGAUGAGAAUGUCUUCUCCACCACCAGUUCCAGGAAGAAAACAUGAACCCGUACAAACUGAGUUGUACCUAGAAGAGUUACUUGAAAAACCCCAAGAGUCUGAGGUAGGAACACAAACUGAUUAUUUUCUAGACAGACCGUCUACACCAACGUUUUGUCCCAGUAAAACAGGCGUUGAUGCUGGAACUCAAAUUGCACCAGGUGAUCUGUUUGACUUCGAUGUUGAAGUCCAACCGAUUCUUGAAGUGCUCGUUGGAAAAACAAUAGAACAAGCUUUCAUCGAAGUUUUAGAAGAAGAAGAACUCGCAGCUCUUAGAGAACAGCAACGAAGAUUCCGUGAACUAAGAGCGGCUGAGAAGGCAGAACAAUUGAGAUUAGAAGAAAAAGAAAGAAGACUUCAAAAAGAAAAAGAACAACGAGAUAAACAACGUAGAGAAGAAUUAUUAAUUCAUCAAGAAACUGAAGACCGUGUAGCUGCGGCUGUACUUUUAACGGGUUACGUAGCAGAAAUUUUACCCAGUGUACUGGAAGAUUUAAAGUUAUCUGGGUUUUUGUUGGAUGAGAUUAAAAGUGAUGUUGAAGAAGGGUUUAUUCCUUGGCUUGUCCAAGAAGUCAAGAAAGAAGUGAAUACAGUAGUCGACAGUAGACAGCUAUUAGAAGAAAUAAUCAAAGAAAUUUUGGAGAAACGAGCAGAAAUGUAUCAAAAACAAGGUGAAGACUACCACUCAUCAUCAAAUAUUCAAACAGAUGAAAAUGAUACUGAAAUAGAAGAAAUCGAUGGCAUCAAGAGAAAAGAUAGUAAUUUUAUUAAUUACAAGUCAUUGAUAGUUGAUAAUUCAAAUUCCUUCCAAUAAUAAAUAUCUAUGUCCAAUAUUUUUAUUGAAAUAUCAAGUUUAGUUAGUGAUUGACAGUCCAUAAUUCAAAAUCACUCGGCUAUGGUGCAUGUUAACAAAGUUUUGUUAUCUAUAUGGUGGAAUAUUAUUCGAAAAAAUAUCUCAACCAGCAAUAUCGUCGAUAGCCUCCCUAAUUCAUCUAUCCACCUUCUACUACAUUAGUGCCGGUGUACACAGCUGCAAAACAAAUCCAUCUCUCCUGUCUUUAUUCCCCUGACUCUCGUAAUCAAGCUCGACACCACCGAAAAACCUCGAAUAUGUUAUAUCCCCACGACAAACAUUCCAAUCACAAACCUGCAACUAUUAAAAAUCAAUCAUUGAUUUUUGGUGAUUUAAUCCGUCAUAAUAAUGUGCCUUGUUUAACAAAUCAAUGACGUAUCAGAGAAGGAAAUUUUUUUUGAAUUUUAUUUGCAAUAAUUUUUGA
Chelonus insularis is the source of this 2953-nucleotide messenger RNA. It is a transcript of the gene Rsph3, whose product is annotated as Radial spoke head protein 3. Bases 643 to 2490 code for a protein of 615 amino acids. Gene Ontology annotation, cellular component: cilium. The transcript is spliced from 8 exons. Lineage: Eukaryota; Metazoa; Arthropoda; Insecta; Hymenoptera; Braconidae. The record is from RefSeq and is a predicted model, not a curated record.